AAGGACGUUCUUUGUUUGAAUUUGUGUAAAUUAUGUGAAACCAUACAAAGUGUUUGCGUGCGUUUGUGUUUCUUUGUUGGGCGUUCUGAUAACUGCACUAAGAUGUUCUGCUGACUGUUGUUCUGAUAACAGACUCUCUGUGCAAGAAGUCAUUGUAGUGUUUUAAAUUUCUCAACUCGAAAACAAAAACAAUAGAGAAAAAGCAAUUGUGAAAAAUAUUAUCAAAAUCCAAACUUUUGACAGUUGAACAAAGAUCUUGGAUUACAGAAAAGUGUCAAUCAUGGAUUCGCACAGGCCAUUGGUGAGAAUCGAUGAAUCCAGCUGAGCUCAACUACCAACCUGUGGCAACGUUCGAGAAUUACGAGAGCAGUCGCGCAAACUACAAGAUGGAGAAAGGUGCCCCCACGCGGCAGUUUAUAGCGGGUGUUGUUGUCAACCUCGCCUCGGUGGCCCUCGGAACAUGCUUGGGAUGGACAUCCCCCAUGGGCCCAGUUUACUCGUCCAACGACACCAGUGUCAAUCCUUUGGACGUUAUUCCCGACACCGGCGAAAAGUCCUGGAUCGGAUCCCUCGUGGCUAUGGGAGCGCUCAUCGCUCCCUUCAUCGCUGGUCCCUGCGCUGAAAAGUUUGGCCGCAAGCUAACCCUCCUGGGCAGUUCGGUAUUUUUUGUCGUGAGUUGGGUGCUGCUGUUGACCACAUCGACCGUUGGUCAGCUACUCGCCGCCCGGUUAAUCCAGGGUUUCGGAGUUGGCUUUGUCAUGACCGUGCAGACGAUGUACAUUGGGGAGAUCGCCAGCAAUGAGUACCGGGGCGCGCUCGGAUCGCUGAUGCAGCUGUGCAUUGUCAGUGGAAUCCUGUACGUGUACGCCAUAGGUCCGUACGUGAGUUGGGCAGGGUUGCAGUGGGCUUGCUUGGCUCUGCCGGUCAUUUUUGCGGGGACGUUCUUCUUCAUGCCGGAAACCCCCACGUAUUACCUAACCAAGAGUCGCCGCGAUGAUGCCAUUGCUUCACUUCAGUGGUUACGUGGCAAAACGGCCGAAGGUGUACAAAAAGAACUGGAAGAAACAUCGGCGUCGGUUGAUGAAGCCAUGAAGAAUAAAGCAGGUGUCAUGGAUCUUUUCAAGACCAAAGGAACUACAAAGGCGUUGAUCAUUUGCGCGGGCUUGAUCAGCUUCCAGCAGCUGUCCGGAAUCAACGUGAUCCUGUUCUACAGUCAGACUAUCUUUGCCAAAACCGGAAGCACCAUGUCUCCGGCCAUUUCGACAAUCCUGGUCGGCAUCGUUCAGGUUUUGGCAAGUGGCGCUACCCCACUCAUCGUUGACCGGCUGGGUCGCAAGCCGAUCUUGUUGGUAUCCGCAGGCGGAAUGUGCUUGGCUCAUGCGACCAUGGGAUUGUAUUUUUACAUGGACUACAUAAAGUCGGACUCGGUUGACAGUAUCAGCUGGUUGCCAAUUUUCUCGCUGAUCUUCUUUGUGACGGUGUACUGCAUUGGGUUUGGACCACUUCCGUGGGCUGUCCUGGGUGAAAUGUUUCCGGCCAAUGUCAAGUCCGUUGCUUCGUCUAUCGUGGCGUCAACCUGUUGGGUUUUGGGCUUUUUGGUGCUGCAGUUCUUCUCGACGCUGGACGAGGCUGUUGGAUCGCACUGGUCGUUCUGGAUUUUUGGCAUCAUGUGUGCUAUAGCGUUUGCCUUCACCCUGACUCAGGUUAUGGAGACCAAAGGAAUGAGCUUGAACGAGAUCCAGGAAGCGCUCAAUAGAUAAAAUGGAAUCGUUUUGUGGGCCAUGUUGAGCGUGUAAAUGUUUGUGCUUUACUGUUAAACAAAGAAGGGUGUUUUUAUUAGUUACAGUAAAUUAGUUCCUCAAAUUGUAAAAAUCGAUAUAUGUUUUUGAUAAUUAAGAUUUUAUCACGCCGUUAAUCGCUAGAUAGGGAACCAAAGUUGUUGUGUUACUGUGGUCAAUAAAAAAGAUUAAAAAAACGG
This is a messenger RNA of Culex pipiens pallens (northern house mosquito), 1978 nucleotides long. RefSeq names its product facilitated trehalose transporter Tret1-like. Lineage: Eukaryota; Metazoa; Arthropoda; Insecta; Diptera; Culicidae. The record is from RefSeq and is a predicted model, not a curated record. Gene Ontology annotation, biological process: carbohydrate transport; transmembrane transport. The transcript has 4 exons. The coding region runs from base 312 to 1760 and encodes 482 amino acids. Gene Ontology annotation, molecular function: sugar transmembrane transporter activity. Gene Ontology annotation, cellular component: membrane.